This is a messenger RNA of Contarinia nasturtii (swede midge), 1092 nucleotides long. RefSeq names its product clathrin light chain (gene Clc). Gene Ontology annotation, biological process: clathrin-dependent endocytosis; clathrin coat assembly; intracellular protein transport. The transcript is spliced from 6 exons. Bases 340 to 999 code for a protein of 219 amino acids. Gene Ontology annotation, molecular function: structural molecule activity; clathrin heavy chain binding. Gene Ontology annotation, cellular component: clathrin coat of coated pit; plasma membrane; synaptic vesicle membrane. The record is from RefSeq and is a predicted model, not a curated record. Lineage: Eukaryota; Metazoa; Arthropoda; Insecta; Diptera; Cecidomyiidae.
UUUAUAUCUAUCGUUUGUGUGCGAGCUACAAGACGUAUAGUGUCUUUUGUGUAAGCUAAGCGUAAAUUUAUAAUUUGUAAAUUGCACGACAAUUGAAUGCUGUAAUUUAUUUUACGAACAUAUUUCCCAUAAACGUAUUCAGUCGCAAUUUUUGUUCGUAUCUUCGACUGGGGUGGCUCAUUGUUUGUUUCUAAUUCGCUUAAUUGUUUGCUUAUAGUUAUUAUUUUUUGUGUAUGAGAUAGAGAGAGAGAGUGGUCUUCCGUUAACUUAAACAUACACACAAUUAAUCACAUCGUAUCUAAAGAAGUAACACAUAUUUGAAAAAAGGGUGGAUUAGUCAUGGACGGAUUUGGCGAUAAUUUUGAUCAAGCUGAUGUUGAUCCAGCUGCCGAAUUUUUGGCACGUGAAAAAGAUCAAUUGGCUGGUUUGUGCGACGAUGUUAUUCCAGCAGCAAGUGAAUCAAACACCAGUGAAGGUGCACCGGCCAAUUCAGAAGAUGGUAAACAAGAGUUUUCCGGCAGUUUUGAAAUGAUUAACAAUGACAUUGAACAGGAUUUUUCUGCUUCAAACGGUACAGGUUUCAUUAGCUAUGAACAUGAAUACGAAUUCAAUGAAGAAGUGAAUCCACCUGUACGUGAAGAACCGGAAAAAAUAAAGAAAUGGCGUGAAGAACAGCAAACGCGUCUCGAAGAAAAGGAUCGCGAAGAGGAGAAGAAAAAGUUGGAAUUGCGCGAUCAGGCAAAGAAAGAGCUGGAAGAUUGGUACAAGAAUCAUGGGGAAGCGAUCAGCAAAACGAAAGCGUCCAAUAGGGAAUCGGCAAAAAAUGCAGAGAAGCAAUUCGUAGCUGAAACAGCUGAAAUUGAACCGGGCACCGAAUGGGAACGCAUUGCAAAACUGUGUGAUUUCAAUCCAAAAUCAAGCAAAUCGAGCCGCGACGUGAGUCGAAUGCGAUCAAUCAUUCUACAAUUGAAGCAAACACCAUUGACCAACAAUGCCUAAAGAGCCUUGAUUGUUAAUAAAAUUAAUACAAUAAAAAAAAUAUGAAGAAAUAUUCGAUUAAUAAAAAAAAUUACUUAGAUAAAAUAAGAUCAA